Podarcis lilfordi (Lilford's wall lizard) is the source of this 1314-nucleotide messenger RNA. The record is from the annotation of a GenBank genome assembly. NCBI's taxonomy places the organism in Eukaryota, Metazoa, Chordata, Lepidosauria, Squamata, Lacertidae.
AUGCAGAAGGUGGGGAGGGAAUCCACCGCUUCUCAGGUUAAUGAAAAUCAGAUUUGCAGAGAGAAGCAUGAAUGUGCUUUGUGUGGAAAGAGAUUUCCUUUUCGCUCAACGCUUACUUCACAUCAAAGAGUGCACUCGGGUGAAAAACCAUAUAAAUGCUGGGAGUGUGGAAAAAGUUUUAGUCAGAGUGGCUCACUUACUUUGCAUCAAAGAACUCAUACAGGGGAGAAACCUCAUCAGUGCUUUGAGUGCGGAAAGAGCUUCAGUAACAGUGGCUCCCUUAAUAUGCAUCAUACAACCCACACAGGGGACAAACCAAAUUACAAAUGUUUGGACUGUGGGAAGAGCUUCAGGUCCCGUAACUCCAUCAUGAAGCAUCAAAGGAUUCAUGCAGGUGAAAAACCAUACAAAUGUUUGGACUGUGGGGAGAGCUUCAGGCACAGUGACUCCCUCACGAAGCAUCAAAGAAUUCAUACAGGGGACAAACCGUAUGAGUGUUUGGAGUGUGGAAAGAGCUUCAGUCGCAAAGACUCUCUUACUUUGCAUGAAAGAAGUCACACAGGAGAAAAACCUUAUAAAUGUUUGGAAUGUGACAAGAGCUUCAUUUGUAGUAGCCACCUCUCAAGACAUAAAAGAACUCAUACAGGGGAUAAACCUUAUAGAUGCUGGGAGUGUGGAAAGAGUUUUAGUCAGAGUGGUCACUUUACUUUGCAUCAAAGAACUCAUACAGGUGAGAAACCUCAUCAAUGCUUUCAGUGCGGAAAGAGCUUCAGUAACAGUAGCUCCCUUAAUAUGCAUCAUACAACCCACACAGGGCACAAACCAUAUUACAAAUGUUUGUACUGUGGGGAGAGCUUCAGGCACAGUGACUCCCUCACUUCCCAUCACAGAAUUCAUACAGGGGACAAACCUUAUGAGUGUUUGGAAUGUGGAAAGAGCUUCAGUCGCAAAGGCUCCCUCACAAAGCAUUACAGAACUCACACAGGAGAAAAACCUUAUAAAUGUUUGGAAUGUGACAAGAGCUUCGUUAGUAGUUGCCACCUCACAAGACAUAAAAGAACCCAUACAGGGGAUAAACCUUAUAGAUGCUGCGAGUGCGGAAAGAGCUUUAGUGACAGUAUCCGCCUCACAAGACAUAAAAAACCUUCCAAGUGUUUAGAAUGUGGAAAGAGCUUUUAUUGCAGCAGCCACCUUACUAAACAUCAAAGAAUUCAUACAGGGGACGAAUCUUACGAAUGUUUGCAGUGUGGGAAGAGCUUUUGUCACAGUAGUUCCCUUACUCGGCAUCAAAGAACUCAUAGGAAAACAUCUUAG